CCAGCUCCCCAGGGGUCUCCAGGCCUCUCCCGGAGGGUUUCCAGGCCCCUCUCCCUGGGCCCGUGCCGCAUCUGAGGACCCUGUACCCAUUUGGUGCUUUGUACACCUGCAUCUCUAAGGACUUGCUGCUUUGGGUUUGCAGCACCUCACGCUGGUAAACAAUUCCAAGUGCAUCUGCUGCAGGUGUCCGGACAAGAGACCUUUGCCGUGUGACCUCACAGGAAGCAGCGACAUGGCGGGUUCCUCUCCAUUUAAGAUGCGAUUAGUUCACCUGGACCUGAAAGGCGCUCCGCCGAGGGUCUGCUACCUCUCGGAGGUGAGCGCCCCUCUUCUUCAGAGCGCCGCCUCUCUGGGUGUGGUUUUGAAGCUGUGAACCGUGUCCCGGGGCCGGCACCGGGAACGCAGCUGUGGACUCCGGGCUGGGACGCGGUGGUGGCAGCAGCACAGAUUUCGAAUUUUCCCCAGAUGCCCUCACAAAACAGGCUGCAGCCAGGACAGCAAAGGGGAAAACAGGGGACAGGGGACACCCACAGCCGCUUCGCUGUGAGCAGAGUCACGUCUCCCAAAGAGACGUGACACGUUGGAUCCGUGAGUGGACCUGGUUGAAAGACGGUCCUUGCAGUGUCAUCGAUGUGAAAUGAGGUCCUGGGGGAGUGCUGCCGUCUUCAUAAGGACAGCGAAAUUCAGACACAGGGAAGGCGGUGUGGGGACACGGGGAGGUACCACGCGAGGACAGAGGCAGAGACAGUGGAUGCAGCCACAAGCCCAGGAGGGCCACGGAUGGCAGAAACCUCCCGAAGCGGGAGGGGCAGGGGGCUUCCCCAUGCGCCUCAGAGGGAGCGCAGCCCUGCUGACACCUUCGUGCUGGACUUGUGCCUCCAGGACUGUGGGAGAACGAAGGCUUCCUUUCUGAAGCCCCCAGUGUGCGGUGACUUGUUAUGGGGGCCACGGGAGAAAGCCAGGGGCUCUCAAACUAAAGUCGGUGUCAGGGAUCUCGCUGAAUUUCCAGAUGCAGGCGGAGGGGCUGGACCACUGACAGCAUAACGCCCACGUGGGGCCAGCGGCCGGGCUGCGGGGAGGAGCGGGAGGAGAAAGAGGAACUGCGACAGCGCCAAGACCAGGGGACCCAGAACAGGGCCCCGCAGGUAAGGGCUGUCAGAGGGAAACGGGGCCAGGUGUCUCUGGCUCCACCCCAAGGGCGCGUGCAGACAGGCCUCAAGGCACUCCACAGUUCCUUCCAGAAACUUCUUCAGAGGGGCGGAGCCCUACGCUAAGGACGCAGAAAGAAUCCACACUGAGCUGGCAGGGACCUCGUGGGUGCAGGAGAGCGAAGGUCGGGCUCCUGGGGACGCGGGACCGAGUCCGUGGGAGUCGCUGCACCGAGUCCGAAAGUGCUGACCCUGCGUAACAGCAGCUCAAGAACCUGCUCUUGGAAACACAGGAAAACACAUCUCACUUAAAAACGCACCACUAGAUGGAGUUGCCAUCGUGGCUCAGCAAAAACAAGCCUGACUAGCGUCCCUGAGGACACAGGUUUGAUCCCUGACCUCGAUCAGUGAGUUAAGAAUCCGGCGUUGCCGUGAGCUGUGGUGUGGGUCGCAGACACGGCUCAGAUCCCGCGUGGCUGUGGCUCUGGCGUAGGCCAGUGGCUACAGCUCCGACUCAACCCCUAGCCUGGGAACCUCCAUAUGCUGCGGGAGCAGCCCAAAAAAUGCAAAAAAAAAAAGACGAAAACAAAAACAAAGACCAAAAAAAAAAAAAAAAAAAACCAUUAGAGUUCCCUGGUGGUGCCAUGGGUCAGACUCGGCAUUGUCACUGGUGUGGUCCGGGAACUGCUACCUGCCGCGGGUGAGGCCAAAACCAACAAUGACAAUAAAAACAGAAUGAGAGCAGAGAAGUAAGGAAGUGGUAGAAGCUACAGAAGAACAGCACGAAUCAGAAAUAGAAAAGCCCAGAAGCGUGACAGCCCCAUCGAGGAGGUUGUGAAAAGACUGCCUCCAGAACUCGGGUGAGUGAAAGAGUCAGACAUUAAGACGAAACCAGAAAAAGAACAGAAGCGAACAGACACCAUGGACAGCAGACACACGGAGAGCAGCCACCACGGAGGGAGCAGUAAUGGGAAAUAGCGGGCAGAGAAGAAAACGUCGGGUGUGACGAGGUGAAAGCAUUGUGACAAAGGGGCAGCUGCACAUCAGUCACAGAGCGAGCACCCAGCUCAUUACCGCUGCUGCCGACAGCCCGCCCAGCCUCGGGUCCAGACACAGGUUCUUAUUCCCCCUGGGGGCGCCCUCAGGCCGGGCUUAGCCUGCCAGCCACCCACAGCACCAAGGAUGCCUCCACCCCCAACACAAGUGCCAGAGAGGCCGACAGCUACGGGGAGCCCAGGGGCGAAACUGCCAAGAAAACUCGAAGACCCGGUCUUCCCCCUGUUCCGAGCCCUGGGCGCCAACGGCCUCCUCGUCGAGUAUGAAGACAUGUUUCCCUACGGGGGCCGCCUGGGGCUGCUGAGGGCCAAGCACGCCUACAGCCCCUCCGAAAUCAAAGAGAUCCUGCGUCUGGCCACCCUGAACGAGCUGGAGGUCAUCCCCCUGGUGCAGACGUUCGGACACAUGGAGUUUGUGCUGAAGCACGAGGCGCUGGCUCACCUCCGAGAAGUGGCGCUUUUCCCCAACACUCUGAACCCCCACGAGGCGGAGUCGCUGGCGCUGGUCGCAGCCAUGGUGGACCAGGUGAUGGAGCUGCACCCGGGCGCCCGCUGGCUCCACGUCGGCUGUGACGAGGUGUACUACCUCGGAGAGGGCGAGACUUCCAGACGGUGGCUGCAGCAGGAGCCACACUCCAAAGCAGAGCUGUGUCUGUCCCACAUGGAGGCGGUGGCCAGCCACGUGCGGGCCCGGCACCCUGCCACGACACCCCUGGUGUGGGACGACAUGCUGCGAGACAUCCCGGGGGACCAGCUGGCAGCGUCGAGGCUGCCGCAGCUGGUGGAGCCCGUGCUCUGGGACUACGGGGCCGACCUGGACGUCCACGGCAAGGCCCUCCUCAUGGAGAAGUACCGCAAGAGCGGCUUUGCCUGGCUCUGGGCCGCCAGCGCCUUCAAGGGGGCCACGGGGGCGAACCAGGCCCUGACCCCCAUCGAGCACCACCUCAGAAACCAGGUGCAGUGGCUGCAGGUGGCGGGCAGCGUGCCAGCAGACUCGCUGAGGGGCAUUGUCCUGACUGGCUGGCAGAGCCACGGAACCUUCCUGAAGCUGCUCUGCAGAAGCUUCUGGAUCCCAGUCCCGUCUUGCAGUGGCUCCGAGCUGCUGAGGGCCCCCUCCUGCGGAUUUAGGUACGACCACUUCUCUGUGCUGUGUGAGCUGCUGCCCGUGGGAGUCCCGUCCCUGGCCGUCUGUCUGCAGACGCUCCUACACGGAGGCUUUGCCGAGACCGUUAAAGCAAGAGUGGAGAGCUUUCUUGGGAUUUGGAGCUUAGAAGUAACAGAUUUCACGAGCGAGCGGGCCGGCUCCUUCCCCGGCAGCGACAUCCUGGCCCUCGUCGCCCACGUCAGCCUCCACCUGUGCGGCUCCGUGGACGCGUUGCUGGAGAGGGACAGGUACGUGACCGGCUGGUUCAGCCCCUACCACCGCAGGCGGCGGCGCAUCCACCCCGUCAUGGUGCAGCACAUCCAGCCCCGGGCGCUCAGCCUCCUGUCCAGGUGGAGUGCCGUCGUGGGGGAGCUGGAAGCUGCCCUGAAGCGAGUCUUCUACCCGGACGCGGUGGAGGAGUGGCUGGAGGAGAACGUGCACCCCAGCCUGCAGCGGCUGCAGGCGCUGCUGCAGGACCUCCACGAGGCGGCCAGCCCCAGGCCCGACUCGGGCCAAGACCCCUGAGCAAGGAGCGGGGGCAGGGGCGGUGAGCCGGCCGCCGGCCUUCCUGUCCCUGAGGCUGAGCCCGGACCGGGAGGCAGAGGCGCGGGCCUGUGCGCGGUCAGUGCAGACGACUGAUUCCUUCAAGAGGAGAGUGGAAGCCAGAGGUCACGCCAGAGGAAACCGCAAAGUCCCUGUCAGCGCCCUGGCUCCGGCUGCUGGAGGUGGGCCCUCACGGUGGCCCGAGAAGCCGGCCCGAGGGAGGAGCGGGCCAAACACCCUCCCUCUGUUCUCCAAGCAUCUCCCAGCCCGCGGCCAAACACCAGAAAUCAAUUACAGCAGUUCACGCCUUUA
Molecule: messenger RNA, 4202 nt
Organism: Sus scrofa (pig)
Lineage: Eukaryota; Metazoa; Chordata; Mammalia; Artiodactyla; Suidae
Source: RefSeq, a predicted model, not a curated record